This is a messenger RNA of Numida meleagris (helmeted guineafowl), 3920 nucleotides long. RefSeq names its product triggering receptor expressed on myeloid cells 2-like. The transcript is spliced from 4 exons. The coding region runs from base 2047 to 2709 and encodes 220 amino acids. Gene Ontology annotation, molecular function: signaling receptor activity. Gene Ontology annotation, cellular component: cell surface. Lineage: Eukaryota; Metazoa; Chordata; Aves; Galliformes; Numididae. The record is from RefSeq and is a predicted model, not a curated record.
ACAAGCUGAAACGCUGCACUGCAAGUUGUGCAAGCUGAGGGCUCUGCUGUAAGAAUCUGAGCACCAGAAGGUCUUCUAGCAACAAAACAGCAGUGGUGCACAUCCACAGUGCAUACAGUUUUUGAUACUUUAUGCAAAUCCCUACAUUUAUCAGUCUGCUUAGGUAAGAAGUAAGAUGGAAAGAGGCUUUCCAACUAAAGCUAAAUGCCCACCUGCCGAUCGAGAAAAAGGGCAUGUGUGCUGGAUUUGGUGUAGGAGGGAACAAAGGUGAGGUCGCUGCUGAGUGCAAGCACAGGUGUAACUUAAUGAAGUGCAGAGUGCCCCAUCCUCUGAAGACCUCCUAAUCAGAGACUCUCAUUCUGCCCAAAACCUUCUGGCUGGCUUGCUGCCUUACACCUGUUCCUCAAGAACACACAAACUGGCUGCUUGAACCAAAGCAGUGUGAAACAGAGACAAGCAGAAAGAACAAAAAAUGAGUGUUUCUGGAGAAAGGAAGGAAGGGAGCACAUGGCACUGCACCCAAGGAAUGGAUAGGGCACUGGGGUGUUUUUGAACAGAAUUUGCCAUCUGCCAGCUGCACGGGUGAGUCCUGAGCCAGACAUGAGGAAGGUCCAUACAGGCAGCAGCACAGAGCCAAAAACUGACAGAAGAAACCGACAGCAAGAAAUUGGCAACCCUGCCCAUGGCAGGGGGAUGGAAUUAGAUGAUCCUUAAGGUCCCCCCCACCCCAAGCCAUUCUAUGAUUCUAUGACAGGCGUAGUGAAGCUGCAGGAAGUAUUGCAAAGACAACAGAGGAAAAAGUAUGAGCACAAGAGGGCUGUUUUCAACAUCAGGUAAUAUGACAGAAAGGAAAUGCUGUUAAUUCAAGAGUGGAUUAUUUACAAAUAUAAAUGUCCAAGUGAGUUGGUCACACAAUAUAUUUAUAAAUCCCUAGUGCAGCUCUGAUGCAGGCUAGCAACUUCCAAGAGUUGUCAAAGGAACACUGGACUGGCAGGGACCCAACCAGCCCCCUGCUAUCCUGAAUAACCUCACCACAAACUAUCAGAUGUAAUCCCAAUGUGCUUGCUCUCCAGUCUCCCAUCAGACACCUCUGAAUUGACUAUCUAGCCAGACUGAGAUGUAGCUCUGUGUCCCUGCAGUGCUGUGCUGUACUUGCUGUACUCCCCAGCCUACUCGCCCUGGCACUUACUCAGCUGCACCAAGCUCUGCAGGCAGGUGGUAGAUUAAAGAGGUCUGGACCACCUGUUACUCACAGGCCUGUCACAUGCAGCUUUCUGAUAGGCUUUUCUUGCUAUGGGUGCAGCAGAGAUGCUGAUUUGUUCUUUGAGACUGUCAGAGUUGAUAUGUUUAACCUGGAAUGAAAGGAAGAAAAAGAAAAUGGAUCUGGAAAAGGAUCACCCAGCCUAUGACUCCCCUAUAUAUUUGCUAUUCAUACAGUCAGUUACACUGGGUCAAACAGAGUAAUGGUAGAAGAUACUAAAGUGGAAGAAGUAUGUUUUCAGCUUCACAGUUGUUUCUCAUGAAAGGGAAUCUAGACUUGAGCUUACUGGCAUGAGAAAUAACAAAAAUGUUAGUUAGUAAUACCCACAGAGAAUUUUUAGGUACCAUUUUCUUAAACACUAAUUAAAGAAAGCAAGGCACAUUUAUUAACAGAUCUGUAUGUUUAUCUGCCUGUUUCUGUAAGAUAAGCAAGGUUUUAUCAGCAUUUGCAUGGAAGAUCUCCAAGUAAACAAAUCCAGCAAAGAAAAAAGAGCAGCCCAUCAGUUUGCUAACACUACCGGAGGCCAUCACAUGAUGCUCUCUUUCAGGCUGUCUAGACUAAGUUGUGGCUGUGAGUGGGCAAAGCUGAUGCCUGAAUUUUCAGCCAGUGAGAGAAAUGCCCGUCCCUGACGAAUUGCUCAACAUGCAGGACAAAAAAGAUGCCAAGUUCCUGUGCUCAUUCCUUCCGGCAGAGCUAGGAGAGGAGAAAAGCAAGCUGUUCUUGGGCAACAGUCCUUUUUGCUUCUGUCUGGACUCCUCUCUUGCCCCCUUCUCUGCUGGACAGACAUGGAGAAACUCAUGUACCUCAUCUUGGUCUUCUUGUCAGCAUCCUGCGCUGCGGAGAACAUCACUCUGGUGUACGGAAUGGAGGGGGGGACCAUAUCUGUGAACUGCACCUACAACCCCCGGCAGCAGCGGUGGAGAGAAAAGAGCUGGUGCAAGCAGAUUGAUGAGAGCAAGUGCCAACACGUGGUGAGCGCCCGCCGCUUCUGGCUGCCUUUCCUGAAGAACAGGAAUGGCACCACUUCCAUCAGCGACAACAUCCAAGACGGGAUCCUGACAGUGACCAUGAGGCGGCUCAAGAAGCAGGACGCCGGGCUGUACCAGUGCAAAACUGAUUACCUGGGGGAAACGAACACCUUACAGAAGGUACAAGUGGAUGUGCUGACAGCUGUCCUGGAGACCCAAAUCCCAGAGGAACCCAGUGCUGUGCAGAGCAUCUCCAGCACCCCUCCUGAAGCUGAUUUCACGGUCCUCUACAUCAUUGCUGGAUUACUGGCUACUAAGUUUGUGGUGGCUGUGCUGAUCUUUAUCAUUAGCAACAGCAGGAAAAAUAGAGAGACAGAGCAGAACAAGCUAAGCUUGAAUGAACAGCAGGUCCGUUUCCCUGGUGACCUAGUAGAGCAUGCACAUGGUGGAAUCAGCCCCUCCUGGGAGAACACUGCUUAGAGCUGAACUAAAGAGAAUCAAGAGGGAAAUGAACAUCAAGCUUUUUCUAGCAAAGCUUUGCCUCCUGCUGUAAGAAAAGAAAAGCAUCGCCUACUAAAUACAGGUACUGACAAACCUAUCACUCUGGAGAGGGAAUGUCACCAUCUACCACCUUCUCUCGUUGCUGCUGACCAGCCUUCUCCAACACAGCCAAACUGAAAUGAUACUGCCAGUAACACCUGAAACCGAUGGAAGGGGAUGGGACUGAGGGAUGGGCUGGGAGGAGGGAGGAAGAUUAAAUCUUUUUGUCAAGAGAUCCAACACAAACCUACCCCCGUGGCAGAGAUGCUUCCCCAGACACAGUAAAGCACAGAUAACGCUUUGCUGUAAGUAAAACCACAGAUGCACCAAUGAACAUAAACAAGAGUUCAACUUAACACAUCUCAAACACCUUGUACUUUUGUGCACUCGCAAACACAUACACCCAGUGCAAAAACGAUAAGAUAUCGUUCCAUCUCAAAACUCCAAGGAAGUUUUGAUUCGUUGAAGAACAGUGCUGAACAGUUCAAAGCUUUUUUUCAGAAUGUCCUACACGUGUCUACAGAACCCCUGAAUGCUUCUCCCACAAGUACAAAGUGUAAGUGAAAGUAUGUGGUUCUACUGAAAGCUAGUAUUGUUGUCUAGAAAUCAGUUUUGCAACGGAGACUGCUGUCUAUAAAGACUGAUGUUUUUGCCAUACUUCUGGCAAUGCAGUGCUCUGCUGUCACCUCCAGUCGCUGCCAGUAACUACACCAUGCUACCAGGCAGUGAUUCCAAGUGCUUAUCCCCUGCACCAUUCCGCUAGGGUGAGAUCUAUCAGUGCUGUGUCAUCUCAGAGUACUGCUGGGUGACAGAUUCUCUUCUUCCAAGAUUCCAAAGAUUUCCUUGCACAGAGUGGAUCCUUAGCGGACAGUCAGUGUGGAAAGGAACACAGAACUGCAGAACAGAACAAGGAGAUGUGAAAUCUACACACAGCCCUGAGCCCGUUUCCUCAUUUCUCAAAUCAUUCCAUGAAUAAAUGAUCCUUCUCUGUACUUCUACCUGCACCUUUUCUACCUUCUCAAGGGGAUCACUGCUCGUCACUCCCCAGAAUGAAGCUGCAAUUACCUGUCCCAAGAAGAAACCAAACCCAAUGCCGUUCACACUUCUUCCUUUUGUCUACAAAGCUAAAUAAAAUCAAACUGAUUAUCUUA